Messenger RNA from Rotaria sp. Silwood1, 2490 nucleotides. The record is from the annotation of a GenBank genome assembly. Lineage: Eukaryota; Metazoa; Rotifera; Eurotatoria; Philodinida; Philodinidae.
AUGCAUCAAACAUCAACAGUAGCUCACGGCUUUAAUCGCCAAUCUUUUCAUCGACAACCAAUAUCGAAUUUGAGACAAGUGCCUGAAAUUGUAUCGAAUCAAAACAGAGAAACUCGACAAAUGGAUAAUUGUACCCCAACUUCAUUCUCGGAUCAGCAAUCUACUUUCGAACACGUUAACCUAGGAGAACAAAUUAAUUCAACAUUACAUGAUAAUGUUCAACCACGAAUUGAACUAAACCAAAACUCAAACGAGUUUCAACAACAUUUGAAUGAAAUUAUCGCUAAUAAUGAUGAAAGUGGUUUUGCCAGGGACUUAUUAGAAACGAGUAAAACUAAUCACACUUCAAAACGACGAUCUAGAACUGCAAGUAAGGCAUCGAGCAGAAGUCAAAACCGAUUUGUAGCUAGACAAUCUACUACAGAAAUCAAUCCUAAUACUGAUAAUAUUCCAUCCCAUGGUUCAGCAUCUUUAGUCAAUUCACAGUCAACUAAUGGUUUACAUGAUUCUAUUCGACGAGAACGAAAAGCUCAUACAGUAGCUCCGUUAACUAGAAUAUCAGGACCCAUUUCUUCUGUAAAAUCAAAUAUGUUUGCUACAAUUGCUGCUCCAAUUGAUUCUCAAACAAUGAAACAAUCUUCUUUAACACAGACAAUACCCAACGAAACAAUGAAUUAUUAUCCUCAACCAGGUAUGGAAAUGAACAAUUUUAUGAACGGCGGUUAUGCACAAGAGGAAGAUGAUAAUGCUCCAAUCAUUGUGAAAGUUCGUUAUGACCCAGAAGCUGGUGGGCUACCAUCUGAAGAAGCUAUUCGUCAAAUGGUUAACAAUAGAUUACGAGACCAGUCCAAUAACAACUUCAUGAAUGAUCCAAUUGUUCUCAAUUUUACUAAUAAUACUAUUAGUUCUCCAAUUCCGCAAGGACCAACUGGAUCAGAACCACUAUAUUUUAAUCAAUCUGCUCUAACUGUUUCAUCACCGGUCAAUCAUCCAAAUAUUCACAUGCCUGUUCCUCCACAACAACAAUUACAACAACAAAACUUUCAAUUAUCACAACGACAGUAUCCACAAAAAUUCACGCAACAGCAGCAACGAUUGCAGCUACAACAAAACCGACAACAACAAUUGCAGUUGCAACAAAGACAACAACAACAACAACAACAACAAUUGCAGUUGCAACAAAGACAACAACAACAACAAUUGCAGUUACAACAAAAACAACAACAACAACAACAACAACAACGGCAGUUACAAUUACACCAAUAUCAACUGAAACAAAAAGAACUACUAAACCGACAACAAUUACAAAUGCGACAAAGAGAACAAUUACAACUACGACUACAAUUACAAAGGAGACAACAACAAUUACAACAGCAACGAAAGCAACAACUACAACGACAAGAGUUUUUACUAAAAGAGCAAAUGCAAAAACAACAGCUGCAACAAUUCCUACAACAACAGAAUCAACGAAAACAACAAUUUUUACAAUCGGAGAGACAACAAAUACAACAACAGCGGUAUCGACAACUAUUACAGCAACGGCAAAAACAACAAACAUUAUAUCAACGACAACAACAAACCUUUCCACAAAAACAACGAAAUCCAUCUCUUCCACCGAUGGGUCCACGACCAUCACGAGCUAUUGUUCCUAUUCGACCUAUGUUUAUUAAUCAGUCAUCUGAUCUAUUUCCACAAAAUAGUAACAUUCGUCCAAUACAACCUAUUCCAAUUCUUCCGAGGCCUGUAAAAACUUCAAACAAUGUCUCGACCAUUAAUAUACAACGAUUACCGUAUCGAAGUCUCAGCUUAACACAACCGAACACUCCUAUACCAACAGACAAUGGUGCAUUCAGCAGUUAUCAUCAGAAACAUUCACCAAGUCUGUUUAUACCAAUUAAUUUUGGAAUGCCUACUGAGCAACAACCAAUACCAAUAAGCAAUACUAGUAGUCGUUUUGUUUCAUCAUAUCCAUUACCAAGACCUAGUACUGCACCUGGUGCUUGUGAAAUGUAUCGACCAUCAUCGGCACUCGACAUACCUGAAUUAAGUCAAGAAAAUCUUUGUGAUAUGCUCAACCAAAUUCCGGCUUUACAUGGUCGUCGAUUUCAUAUCGAGUAUGCCGAAUCUACUCAACCUGAUGGUUAUCCAAUUCCAUCACCGUUCGAUUUGAAUAAUGAUAAAUAUCCUGUACCGGUUGUUGUUGAUGAAUUACCAAGCAAUAUUAUUCAACAUGUAAGAAGUAGUAAUAAUCUUGAACUUCAAGCUGCAUUAGAUCCAGCUGGUCAAAUAGAAAGAACUUUUCAACAUAUUGGUCAAUCUCAAACAGGCGCACCAAUGUUAAAUGGAUACUCACCAACGCUUUUCUAUCAUAACGUACUACCUCAACAAAAAGCACCGCGACAUCGAUCACUAUCAUCAUACAGUUCAGAUAGAAUUAUUGACACAUAUUCAUAUGAAAGACAAAUUACGGAACUGAAUAGAUACAAAUAG